AUGGCAAUUAAAAAAAGGACUAUCUUGGUUUUGGGCUCUCGUAAAUCCUCUUUAACGAUUCAAUUUGUGGAAAACCAUUUUGUUGAUUCUUAUUAUCCUACUAUCGAGAAUACUUUUAACAAGGUUAUAAGAUAUAGAGGACAAGAAAUCGCUGCGGACAUUAUUGAUUCUGCUGGUCAGGAUGAAUAUUCAAUUUUGAAUUCUACACAUGCGGUUGGAGUUGAUGGUUAUAUUUUGGUUUACUCGGUUACUUCUAGGCAAAGCUUUGAGAUGCUUAAAAUUAUUAGAGAGAAAAUUUUAACAUAUACAGGAACAGAUUCUGUUCCAAUCGUCUUGGUUGGAAAUAAAACCGAUUUACACUUGCAGAGACAAUUAACUUCAGACGAAGGUAAAGGUUUGGCUGCGCAAUGGAAUUGUGCAUGGACCGAAGCAUCAGCUAAGCAUAAUGAAAACAUAACACGCAUUUUUGAGCUGAUGAUAAACGAAAUCGAAAAGACUUUAAAUCCAAAUGGAGAAGAAAGUGGUGGUUGCACUAUUAUCUGA
Molecule: messenger RNA, 543 nt
Organism: Acaulospora morrowiae
Lineage: Eukaryota; Fungi; Glomeromycota; Glomeromycetes; Diversisporales; Acaulosporaceae
Source: the annotation of a GenBank genome assembly